CUUCCCACGUCGGCGGUCCCGGCGAGCGUGUCGUCUACUCCCACCCGGCCCUACCAACGGAUGAUGGGGACUCUGGGCGCCCGGCGCGGCCUGGAGUGGCUGCUGGGGUUCUACUUCCUCUCCCACAUCCCCAUCACCCUGCUCUUGGACCUGCAGGCGGUGCUGCCGCGCGAACUCUACCCCAUCGAGUUGAGAGACCUGCUGAAGUGGUACGCUAAAGAGUUCAAAGACCCUCUGCUACAGGACCCCCCAGUGUGGUUUAAGUCCUUCCUGUUUUGCGAGCUUGUGUUUCAGCUGCCUUUCUUUCCCAUUGCAACAUAUGCUUUCUUCAAAGGAGGCUGCAAGUGGAUCCGCACCCCCGCAAUCAUCUACUCGGUUCACACCAUGACAACUCUAAUUCCAAUUCUCUUCACGUUUCUAUUUGAGGAUUUCUCUAAAGCCAGUGGUUUCAAAGGACAAGGACCUAAGACUUUACGUGAACGCUUAACCCUCACAUCUGUCUAUGCCCCCUACUUGCUCAUCCCUCUUAUGCUUCUGCUUUUGAUGUUGCGGAGUCCCUACUACUAUAGAUAUGAGGAGAAAAGAAAGAAAAAAUGAGAGAGAACUGCUGGCCCAGUGAAGAGAUGCCCACAGGGCAGUUUCCUGUUGGACCCAGUACAAGGAAAACUGCUCAGAACCCAUGUCUUCAGUAGCAUUUGAAACACACAGCAGCAGGAGCCACAUCAAAAUUUCCCCUUCCAAGGGCACUGGCACAGACCAAUCACCUGAGGAUGGACCAAGUUCAACAUGUGCCCAAGUUCCAUUGCAGAAUUACUAAAAACAAGGCCGGACCAGAAACUAGAUCAACUUCUAAGAAACAUCCUGCUUGGCAUUUUUGUGAGUCAUUUCAUCCACAAUAUACAUGUGACUAACCCGUUGAGUCAGGAUUCUCUACAGCAAAUCACUGUUCAGCAAAAUGAAUAGUGGGAUCUUUCAGGCCAUUUUUAAGUUUGAAAUUAUGCCUCUUUAAUAUUCAUUAAAAGUAGUGUUUUCUAGGAGGUUUAAACUUAGCUUUACUUAAGGUUCAGCCCUGGCAUGACUUCCAAUCAGAAAUGGGUUGAACUAGGAGGUGUUUUGUGUCUGUCUUAAGCAGCUCAUCCAAGGAGGAAUUCUUUAAAGUCUCCUUGUUCAUCUUUCCAAAGCUCAGUCCUGUAUUUUUACAGACCACCUGACAGAAGUCUCUCUACUCUGGGGUCUGGUUCUCGAGCCUGAUCUGGAAGUGUGCUUCCUACUGGGUAACAUCAUUCCUUCCAGUCUUAUUCUCAAAGGGGGGGCACAGCUGGGCAUAGCACGUCCAGCGUCUCCACGUCAGUACUUGGUGUUCCACUAGCCGCCUCGAAAUUCAUACUCGAGGCUAACUCCAAAAAAACCCAGAAGAAACUGGUCCUGAUGAGUUCUCUCUUUGCCUGUUCUGCUCACAAGUCAUGUUGCUCUAAUUGUUGGGAGUAUCCUCUGACUCAUGUGUCCGGUAUAAAUAAAGGUAGCUGCUGAUGA
This is a messenger RNA of Miniopterus natalensis, 1533 nucleotides long. It is a transcript of the gene TMEM97, whose product is annotated as transmembrane protein 97. Gene Ontology annotation, cellular component: endoplasmic reticulum. The record is from RefSeq and is a predicted model, not a curated record. NCBI's taxonomy places the organism in Eukaryota, Metazoa, Chordata, Mammalia, Chiroptera, Miniopteridae.